Molecule: messenger RNA, 1133 nt
Organism: Brassica napus (rape)
Lineage: Eukaryota; Viridiplantae; Streptophyta; Magnoliopsida; Brassicales; Brassicaceae
Exons: 2
Coding region: 135-1133 (332 amino acids)
Source: RefSeq, a predicted model, not a curated record
UCCUUCCCACAUGUGUCCAUCUGUUCCCUUUUUUCAGAUCCUGCUCCCUUUUUUCCAACCACCUGCGAAUUCUUCUUCCCCUUCAAGCUCCAUUGGCGUUUUUUGGAGGUUAUUUUGACGAAAAUUGGAAAUCUAUGGCCUCACCUAUUACAAUCAUAUGUUUUGAUUACGGAGGAAGUUACAUCAAAGAUGGGGGUGAGAGAAGAUGGAUCUCGGGAGAAGAUGAAAUUCACACUCUAGUGAUGAAGACAGCUGUGGAAGAGAUUACGUAUUCUGAAUUGGUUGAAAGUAUAUGCAUAAAGAUUAAGGCAAAUGCAGAUGGGAUGGUGAAGACUAGUUACUUUCCAAUGAUAUUGUAUUCGAACAAGCCAUCAUAUAUUUGUCGUGAUGAAGACGUUUUGGGUUAUCUCAUGCAAGUAAAUCAUGAUAAAUGUAGAAGUGUUUUACAUGUGGAGAUCAGCAGCGACAUGGAUGAUACAUAUGGUGGUAUGUCACUUUUAGGAGAUGAUGAUGAGACUGAUGAUAGCUAUGUUGGUCUUUCUGAUGAAGAUGAUGAUGAAACUGAUGAUAGCUAUGUUGGUCUUUCUGAUGGGACCAAGGAAGAUGACACUGAGCAAGAUGGAACUGAUCAGGAUCAUGAGAUGGAUGGUGUGGUCGCGCUUUACACACCCGAACAACAUGAAGACAUUGAGAUGCAUGAGAAUUUAAAGCAUGGGUAUGAAGGAACAGAAGUAAGAGUGGAAGAAGAAGCUGGAGAAGCGGAAGUUGAAGCUGCAAGAGCCGGAGUUGAAGCCACGACUGCAGUAGAAGAAGAAUGCGAUGAUGGUCUCGAUUUGGUUAAGGGUCAAGAAUUCAGAACUAAGGUAGCCAUGCAAGUUCUAGUUCAGAGGGGUGCACAUAAGAAUGGUUUUGAGUAUGAAACAUUGAAGUCCGAUACUGUGAGAUUUGUGGCAAAAUGUCGAGGAGCCAAAGAAGGUUGCAAGUGGUAUUUGCGUGUAGUAAAGCUUAAGAAUUCAGAUCUUUGGACGGUUAGAACUUACAACAAGUCUCAUACAUGCUCAGUAGUAACUACAAGUACCCUUAGAAACAGAAGGAGAGCAGACACACCACAUGUUGUCGCGCAUCUGUUUUGA